Molecule: messenger RNA, 1023 nt
Organism: Poecilia latipinna (sailfin molly)
Lineage: Eukaryota; Metazoa; Chordata; Actinopteri; Cyprinodontiformes; Poeciliidae
Product: aryl-hydrocarbon-interacting protein-like 1
Exons: 3
Coding region: 315-983 (222 amino acids)
Molecular function (GO): peptidyl-prolyl cis-trans isomerase activity
Source: RefSeq, a predicted model, not a curated record
UCAAAUUCAUCAUAUUUAUCAGCAUGAUCUUUAGUUGUUCCACAGGAAUCUGGACCUUUCUUGUCCAGAUGAGCCUGAGCUUCCUUGCUCCUUGCCGCAAGGAUUGCCCCACCAAUCGUCAGGGUAGGCAAGGGAUUAGCUCCACAGAUUAAAGUGGCCAUCUCCAAACCCUGCCUAAUCCCGCCAUCUGUCAGAGAGCAGCAAACCAGCCAAGACUCUCUUCACUGGGCUAAUUAGAAAAGCCAGAAGAGCGCACACCCAAAGAAGGGGGAAAGGAAAUCUUCAAACUUUUCUGUUUAAUAUUCAGCGAGGCGAUGGAGGAGACCUACCUUCUCAGCUAUCCAGGCGUCAAGAAGAAAAUCCUGGCAGGAGGGAAAGGACCUCUGCCUCAUUUCCCACCUGGGACAAAGGUGAUCUUCCAUUUCCAAACCCUGCUGGACAACUUUGAGCGAACGGUCGUCGAUGACAGCAGACUGGCCGGCAGACCGGCUGAGAUCUUUGUCGGAAAGAUGUUCAAGAUGGAAAUCUGGGAGUCCUUGCUGACGUCCAUGCGGGUCGGAGAGGUGGCAGAGUUCUGGUGUGACGCUGUUCACACAGGCUUGUAUCCCAUUGUGUCGAAGGGAAUGAGGCUGAUUGCCCAAGGGAAGGACCCCCUGGAGGGCCAGAAACACAUGUGUGGCAUGGGGAACCUGUUCCACUAUCACUCCACUGGCUUCCCGGAGCUCGACGAGAUAAUGCGAAAUCCUCAGCCACUCAUAUUCAUCAUGGAGUUGCUGCAGGUAAGCUACAGAGUUUUAUUAGAUGAUUUAAAGAUUAUUAGCCCCACAGCAGGCUCAAGUUCACAUAAGAAGCUGCUUUAUGCCUCCAAGCCAGCAGGGGGCGCACAAAAACUCUAUAACAUCUGUCAUAAAUACCUUAUAAGAGCAGAAAGAAUGAAUUUCAGGUAUAAUAUUUUGGUAAAAGUUUUACAAGUCUUGGACUAAAUCUGGUUAACACAAAGUGCAAAAUACAAGAAAAAACAAA